AUGCCAAAAGAAGAUGGCAACUGCAGACGAACCACCAUCCGUGCCAAUCAUUCCCCUGUAGCGAAGGUCGCCAGCGUCAAGCCUCCAAGGGCAUGGUGCCCUAGGCAGGAUGGUUAUCCCCGCGGAAUGACAGCUGUUUCGGUCGAGCUAAAGGCCGCGGCCCCGGAGGGAACGGAUGAAGGCAUCAUCGAUGUCUACCACGGAAGGGACCCCUCUUUUUCGGCCAAUGGUUUGUCCUUUCUCAUGGAAUUCCACAAGGACCACUCGGCCAUCGACCUAUACGGCAUGACACCUGAAAAUAGUGAAAUCGUGGACUUGGCUCUCAGAAACGCCAUGGCAGAAAAACUCUUCAUUACCAGCAAAUCCGACUCGGCCAUUAAGGCCGUAUACCAGGCGAACCGAGAAAAUAGGCAAAUCCGACCCGAGCAGGGAAAAUUAGAGGCCAAGGCCCCCUUCGGCAGAAGCGAUUUGGAAUACCUCCGCCAAUAUUUUACUGUGACCCCGGGCGACACCAUCUUUGGUCUGACGACCGAGAAAAGGGCUCGGGUAAGCCGGUUGGACGAUUACUUAGUGGCUAGGGAUGUGUUAGCUAAGGCUAGGCAAGCCCUCGAGGAGGAAGUCGAGACCUCGGACCCCCCCUAA
Molecule: messenger RNA, 642 nt
Organism: Prunus armeniaca (apricot)
Lineage: Eukaryota; Viridiplantae; Streptophyta; Magnoliopsida; Rosales; Rosaceae
Source: the annotation of a GenBank genome assembly